This is a messenger RNA of Sardina pilchardus (European sardine), 1020 nucleotides long. RefSeq names its product GTPase IMAP family member 4-like. The annotation marks the transcript as partial. The record is from RefSeq and is a predicted model, not a curated record. Gene Ontology annotation, molecular function: GTP binding. NCBI's taxonomy places the organism in Eukaryota, Metazoa, Chordata, Actinopteri, Clupeiformes, Clupeidae. The transcript has 3 exons.
AUGACUGAUUUUAGGAGCUUGGAAAGCAUGGAGGGUGAAGGGUCACUCUAUAAGGACAUAGAAGACCCUAUUGAUCUAGACACGGCAGACCUCUAUACAAGUUGUACACACCAGUUGGAGUGUGACAUUUGCCUUGGGAAUAUCCAAAAUGCUGCAAAACCAGACCCUGUUGACUUUCCUGAGCUCAGAGUGAUGUUGUUGGGUAAGAGUGGAUCAGGAAAGAGUGCAUCAGGAAACACCAUCCUGGGCAGAGAGGCAUUUCAAUCUGAAACAUCUGCUUUACCAGUGACCACAUGCUGUGAGAGUCAAAGUGGAGUUGUAGAAGGAAGAAGCAUCACUGUCAUUGACACACCAGGCAUCACAUUAAGGAAUGAUUCAUGGCUGUCAGAAAAGGCAAAGGUACAACCAGGACCUCACAUGUUCUUACUGGUGAUUCACCUGGGUCAAUCUACAGAUGAGAAUAGCAGUGAGGUGGAGUGGAUUAAAAUUAUCUUUGGCGAGGCCGCUCUGAAGUUCACUAUCGUUCUGUUCACUGGAGGAGACCAGCUGAAAGGCAAACCAGUCGAGGAGUUUCUGACGAAGAGUGUCAAACUCCAAUCUCUUCUUGAUAGUGUGGAUGGAAGAUAUCAUGUCUUCAAUAACAACUUGCCAACAGACACUAACCAGGUGAAGGGACUCAUCAAGAAGAUUGAAGAUGCACUGUUGAAGAACUUGGGUUAUGUGUACACCCAUGAAGAGCAUGAGAAAGUGAAGACAGCUGUAAGACAAGAAGAGGAGAGAAAGAGAGAGAAGGAGAGAGAGACAGAGAAGGAGGGAGAGGAGAGGAAGAGAGAGACGGAGAGAGAGGAGAUGAAGAGAGAGAAUGAGAGAGAGGAGAGGAAGAGAGAGAUGGAGAGAGAGGAGAGGAAGAGAGAGGAGGAGAGAGCGGAGAUGAAGAGAGAGAAGGAGAGAGAGGAGAUGAAGAGAGAGAAGGAGAGAGAGGAGCUGAAGAGAGAGAUGGAGAGAGAGGAGAGGAAGAGA